Molecule: messenger RNA, 2024 nt
Organism: Mytilus californianus (California mussel)
Lineage: Eukaryota; Metazoa; Mollusca; Bivalvia; Mytilida; Mytilidae
Product: gamma-aminobutyric acid receptor subunit beta-like
Exons: 10
Coding region: 7-1470 (487 amino acids)
Biological process (GO): regulation of membrane potential; nervous system process; monoatomic ion transmembrane transport
Cellular component (GO): membrane; GABA-A receptor complex; synapse
Molecular function (GO): GABA-A receptor activity; neurotransmitter receptor activity; extracellular ligand-gated monoatomic ion channel activity
Source: RefSeq, a predicted model, not a curated record
UACACAAUGUUGAGGUAUCCACGGCAGGUGUGUUUUAAAAUGGAAUUUUUUGUUCGACUUCUAUUUAUGAUAAUGCCAUGGCUUUAUUCUCAGUGUGGAUGUCUUACUCCGCUUCGCAACACAUCAACCACUCUUGAUAAUUUAUUGAAAAGCUACGACAUCCGUUUAAGGCCUAAUUUUGGAGGCGAAAGACUGGACAUUGGUAUCGAGUUAAUUGUUGUAAGCUUUGACGCCAUAUCUGAAGUCAAUAUGGAUUACACUAUAACAAUCCAUUUGAACCAGUAUUGGCUAGAUGACAGGCUUUCCUUUGACAGUUACGAUGUAUCAAGCAUGACACUCACUGGGGAAUUUGCUGAGAAAAUCUGGGUGCCAGAUACAUUUUUUGCAAAUGAUAAAAACUCGUUUCUGCACGAUAUAACUGAGAAAAAUAAGAUGAUUCGAUUACAUGAUAAUGGAUCAGUUGUUUAUGGAAUGAGGUUCACAUCAACUCUUGCAUGUAUGAUGGAUUUACAUAAUUACCCUCUAGAUAUACAGAACUGUACAGUGGAGAUAGAAAGUUAUGGCUAUGAUAUGCAUGAUUUAAACUUGAACUGGAAAGAUGGUAGAUCAUCAGUGUAUGGCAUAGAUAAUGUGGAACUACCUCAAUUCUCUCUGAUAGAAUAUAGGACGGUACGAAGAAUAGAAAGUUUAUCGUCAGGAGAUUACCCGCGGCUUUCUUUAAGCUUCAAGCUAUACAGAAAUGUCGGAUACUUCAUUUUUCAGACAUAUCUUCCCUCUAUAUUGAUUGUUAUGUUGUCUUGGGUGUCAUUCUGGAUUAAUCAUGAAGCCACAUCAGCACGAGUUGCUUUAGGUAUUACAACUGUUUUAACAAUGACGACUAUAAGUAAUGGUGUACGUUCGUCAUUACCCAGAAUAUCUUACGUAAAAGCCAUUGAUAUAUACCUGGUUGUGUCUUUUGUAUUUGUAUUUGCUGCGCUAUUAGAGUAUGCUGCAGUCAACUAUACAUAUUGGGGAAAACGUGCAAAGAAAAAGUUCAAGAAAAUAAAAGAUACACAACCAAUGCUACAGGAUGAUAAACCAAAUGUUGUUGAUUUCGCUGAAAUAGAUGAAAUAAGGAUGUCACCAAUUAUUGCAAUUCGUUCCCAAUCAUCAGGAAAUUGCACUGAAAAUGGAGAGAAAAUCUCACGAACAAUAGUAGCUUCUCCAGUUCUUCCGAGAAAUUGUAUGUCACGAAGUUACUACCGUGAAAAUCUGGUGAGACGAAAACAUUCAAGCGUUAAAAGAAGGAGACAACUUAACUCCAGCGUACGAGAAAAAAGUAUGAAAUGUAAACUUCCUCGUAUCCCUUUGCCAAGAAUCAACGAUGUGAACUGCAUUGACAGAUACUCCAGAAUGGUCUUUCCAUUGUUAUUUGUAUGUUUUAACUUAAUGUAUUGGGUUUUUUAUUUGUUCAUUAAGAAGGACACGUAAUAAAAGUUCAAACAAAUUUUUGUUGAAAUAAAUUAACGAUAAUGGGGUUAUGUGCCUUUGUCCACCAAUAUGAAGUUCAAGUGUUUGCAAUUUAACAUGUUUAUAUGAUUUACGAAAUCUGUCAAUUUCAGGGAAUGUAUUCAUUAUUUAUUGACCGUAAACAAAUAAUUCUACGUAAAAGUGUUCGUUUUGUUUUUUCAUUAUGAUUAUUAUAGUGGAAAAUUUUAAAUAAUUGUCUGAGAUAAUAGUUCGUCCUAAACAUGCAUGAAAUAUUUGCCACUGGACAUUAAGCAACCAACAAUCAAUCAAUCUCAAAUAAUAAUUCCCUACGGUAUAAUUGAUCUCAGUUAUGUAUUUGAUAAAACAGCGAUAUCGUUAGUUAUCAAAUGAUCAGUUACCUAUACAUUUGUAAUUCACAAUUGUCAUCAUAUCAAUUUAUUUACGUUUUUGUUUUUUUCCGCAUGAAUUUUUAUAAUUUUGGUUUACACACCAUACAUUUUCAACAUGUUAAUUUGACUCGUAUUUGAGAGAGAAAAAUAAAUGAUAGAAUAAUA